CCCAAUUCAAGAAGCGCGUGCUCCGUCAGGGUUGUCACUACCAAUCGGCCGAAACCCUAACCCUAGACACCUUCUCCAUCUCCCUCGCGAAUCUCUGGUAUGUCUUCUUCCUCCUCUAUCCUCUCCGUUAACAACCGGUAAACUUCGACAUCACUGUUGGAAAUCCUCUGAAGUAUCUGAAGACGAAAGCUUCAGACAUCAAUAACGCCAGUCGUGUCGGAGGCCCAAAUUAGUUCUCCCUGAAAUGUUGUUUGGAGAAAUUUCAGAGGAUGAUCAUGGAUAUUUAGAAACCGUUGUUCUCGGUGGCAAUAACUGAUGUCACGGUUAGAAAUUCACAGAUUGUGUGAGAGUUAUGGAAGAUAGAUAUUACUAGUUCCUUAAGCCAAUUCUCGAGACGGGUUCGUAGUAAAAUCCCGGUUUCGGAUUCAAUGGGGUCUGUUAAUAAUUCGAGCGAAGAUGGCGAAUGGAAAGUUGUCUUGAAUCGUCGAGGAAGACAGGGAAGAAGAUUUCCGAAGUAUAAGGCUCAAGAAGAAGAAGAACAACAACAACCUUGGACACCGAAUGAACUUGAAGUUGAUUCUCUGAGACAGUCAAGGCUAAUACAGAAGAUGGAAAUCUCUAUGAAGAAACUCGAGAACUCGCAGUUUUACGCAGAAUUCGUUGGAAAAAUCCAGGCUCCUGAGGUUUUAGAUCACUUCCGUCGUGUCUUGGGCACUGAGUCACAGCUGAAUAUGGUGAUUUAUGGCAUAGGCAGCAUCGAAUCUUACGAACCCCCGAGAUUUCAGCUAAGCAUAGCGAUCUUGUUGAAGAAGAAGUUUGAUUGGAUCGGUGACAUAGAAGUAUUUGAUCCAGUUCUUUCCGCAACAGAAUCUAACGUCGUAACAUCUCUCGGCUGCUCUGUUCUGUCUGUCAACGAGCAAGGUCGGAGAGAAGCUAUAAAGCCGACCCUUUUCUUCAUGCCACACUGUGAAGCCGAGCUAUACAGCAAUCUGUUGCAGGCGAACUGGAGAACGGAUUCCUUGUCGAGAAUUGCAUUGUUCGGGAACAGCUUUCAGACAUAUGAGCAGCAUGUCGUCGAGAACAAGAACUCGUUAAACCCGAGGGUUAUCAGUUCGACGAGACGUAUCAUCGCUGUAAGAAGUUUCACGCACGAGUUUGCGAUCGAGACAGUGUCUGAUGAUUAUUUUCCAGCUUUCCAUGAUUCAAGCUGGCAUUUUUUCUGCCAUGAUCAUCCUGAUUCAGAACUGCCAUUGGUGGAUUCUUGACAGGUAACUUGUGAAAACAUAAAUGCUCAUGAUUGUGGUUCCCAUGGUGAUGGUGCGUCUACUAUGAGGUCAUUACCUCUCUGUGAUUAACGAUUAAGUUCAAUAACUAAAUGUUUGAUUUACGAGGAAUGUCAAUUUUUUCUGAA
This is a messenger RNA of Tarenaya hassleriana, 1411 nucleotides long. Its product is annotated as protein SENSITIVITY TO RED LIGHT REDUCED 1. The transcript is spliced from 2 exons. Gene Ontology annotation, biological process: microtubule-based process. Lineage: Eukaryota; Viridiplantae; Streptophyta; Magnoliopsida; Brassicales; Cleomaceae. The record is from RefSeq and is a predicted model, not a curated record. Gene Ontology annotation, cellular component: cytoplasm; nucleus. The coding region runs from base 429 to 1265 and encodes 278 amino acids.